Molecule: messenger RNA, 2548 nt
Organism: Exophiala viscosa
Lineage: Eukaryota; Fungi; Ascomycota; Eurotiomycetes; Chaetothyriales; Herpotrichiellaceae
Product: aarF domain-containing kinase
Exons: 1
Coding region: 138-2132 (664 amino acids)
Source: RefSeq, a predicted model, not a curated record
UUUGCAUCAUCAACUUUUUCUCCGACAGGCAGAUCCUCUUUGGCGUUACUUGUAACGUUAUCGCGUGUCCAUCUGCCUCUUCUCUUCAUGUCGGUCACGAGUUGACAACAGUCAAUUUAUCCCCUGAACCCUCCCUUAUGGUCUUCGCAGGAGGGCGCAUUUGCGCUCACUGCAGCCAUAACCUCUCCAGAUUCUUUCCUCGCCGUCCGAUAUCUCUAUCGUCAACCCCAUGGCAGCGGCGGGCCUUUUCGCAGGCGCAAUUCCGUGCUGCAUUCACUCCACCCACUCCCGAGUCGCUUGGUAAAGCGGUCCCUGCCAAAGACUUCAAGAGAACGAGGAAAUGGCUGCGGCGGCUAGCAUAUCUGUCUCUAUUCGGCGCGGCCGCCUAUGUGAUUGACAGGAGAUACUAUGCCUCGAGUCUCGCGCGAUGUAGUCGGACAUUCAGUUUAGGACUGAUCGUUGCACUGGACUACAAGAUCAAUUUCAGAGAAGAUCCUUGGUUUGCACAGGAUAUAGGCGAGGUGCAUGCGCGCAGUGCCACGAAGCUUUUCCAUCUGCUGAGGACGAAUGGAGGGUUGUACCUCAAGAUCGGCCAGGCAAUUGCCAUGCAAUCUGCCAUCCUGCCACCAGAGUUUCAGAAAAUGUUCCAGAAAAUGUUCGAUGAUGCUCCACAAAAUAGCUGGGAAGAUGCACGGCAGGUCAUUAUGGAAGACUUUGGUGGACGGACUCCGGAAGAGGUGUUUGGGAUAUCGUUUGAUGGUGACCCGGAUGCUGGAGUCAUGGAGAAAAAGGCGCGGGCUAGUGCCAGUGUCGCACAAGUACAUUGGGCACGUCUGAAGGAUGGCCGAGAGGUUGCGAUCAAGAUUCAGAAGAGAGAGAUCGCGCAGCAAGUAGGCUGGGAUCUCUGGGCCUUCAAGGUCGUUACAAGAAUCUAUACCUGGUGGUUCGAUAUCCCACUGUACACCCUGGUCCCCUACAUCACGGAGAGAUUGCUGCUGGAGUGCGACUUCCAAAACGAGGCGGACAAUUCCAGAAGAAUGGCUGGCUUUGUCAGAGGCGAACCUCGACUGCGGGACAGAGUGUACAUUCCCAAGGUUUACGAUGAUCUCACCACGAAACGUGUCAUGACAGCCGAAUGGAUAGAGGGUGUGCGUCUAUGGGAUAAAGAUGCAAUCACGAAACCCUGGAAGGGUGGCUGGAGGACAGGCAGUCCCGGCAGUCAUGGCGCUCCUCUCGACGCGGCUCCGACUUCUGUCACCACCUUGCAAGAAAAGGCUCGCGUCUGGGACCAGGAAAUCAAACCUGACAGGACGACAUGGUGGAAAGGAGAGGACGGCAAAGGCGGCCUUGGCCUUAACUUGAAGGAGGUGAUGACUACCAUGGUCGACCUUUUCUCCGCCCAGAUGUUUCUUUGGGGUUAUGUCCAUUGCGAUCCUCAUCCAGGCAACAUUUUCGUCCGACGGCUUCCGAACGGACGCUCCGAGCUCGUCCUGAUCGAUCAUGGCUUGUACAUCAACAUGUCGCCCUCUUUCCGACAUCAGUAUUCGCUGUUCUGGAAGAGUCUGAUGACCUUCGACAACAAGACCUUGAAAGAGGUCGUGAGUGAUUGGGGCAUCAACAAUCCCGAAAUCUUUGCAUCUGCAACACUUAUGCGACCCUACGAGGGUGGCGACCAUACAGUGUCGAACCGCAUCAAAGGCAUAAGCGAGAAGGAGAGGAAGAAGCGCCAGUACGAAAUGCAGCAGGCUAUGCGCAAGGGCAUCAAGGAGAUUCUGGGCGACGAGAAAAAGUGGCCUCAGGAGUUGAUCUUUAUUGGUCGCAAUAUGCGUAUCGUCCAGGGGAAUAACCAGUACUUGGGCAGUCCUGUCAACCGCAUCAAAAUCACGGGCAAUUGGGCUUCGAGGGCUCUGGCGGAGGACCAAAAUCUCAGCUUUGCGGAAAGGUGGAAGUAUUUUGGCAGCCAUCUCAUUUUCAAGCUUGUGCUGCUGGGGAGUGACUUGGUGUUUUGGUACAGCAAAUUGAGGCAGGCGUUUGGUAGAGGCAAGGGUAUGGAUGAUGACAUGGAGCAGCAAAUGCGGAAGAUGGCGAAAGAUUAUGGCAUUGAGAUGAACCACAGUGUUUUUGAGGGAUAGAUGUAUUGUCCAGCAUGGGGUACUGGAUUUGUAUAUAUACCUGCAUGCUCUUUUGCAAGAUCGUGAGCUGGCAUAGCAGCAUAGAAUUGUGUAUGGGGUGGUAACCCAAGUCAUCUAAGGGUGGCCAUCUAAGUCACCGAAGCAAUCGAAAUGUCAUCUCAUCAUUGACAGGCAGGAGCACGCCGUGUCAAGGGCUGCAACACCAUGUCAAGGACUGUAUCUUGUGGUUGAUCUCGAGCAGCACGUCUUGUCGCCGAAUGAGAAGAUCGUUCUCAUCAAAGCGAUCUUCGACGCAAGUCGCAGGAAGUUUUUUGUGAAUUGCUCUUAGCUUCGCAGCUCUUGCAUAACCUUUGCGCGCAGGAACAUGUGAUGAAUCUGUUGAAGUGCUCCCUGCACCCGACAUGAUGGCGGUGCCU